CUUUGACGGCUUACCUUCCUCAAGUCUCGUCAAAGUGGAAGCUGCAGUCUUGACAACCUUUUCUAUAUCAAUUGGAUCGACUGUUUUUGAUAUAGACACCUCCCCAUACUACGCGAUCCUUCCAACCCGAUCCAACUUUGUCAAAAGCAAUGACAUCCCGCUUCGUCUCAGGCGGCACGAUCGCCGGCGACGGCCAGACCGAACCCGUUCCUAAGCAAACGUCGCCUUUAUCAAGCACAACAGCAAUAGCAAAAAUAGAGACUGCGCAAUGGGGCAGCGAACCGGGUGGCGAGCCGCCGAAGAGGAAUACGGAGUGGGAGGCCGUGCAGCGCGAGCUGGAAGCCGAUCGCAGGCGCCGCGAGGAGGCGCGGCGCGCGCAGGUCGAGGGCGGCGCGGGAGGGGAGCGCAGCUUGUUUGAGGUUUUGCAGGCUAAUAAAGCGGCCAAGCAAGCGGCUUUCGAAGAGCAGAAUCGCAUACGCAACCAGUUCCGCGCGUUGGACGACGACGAGAUCGAGUUCUUGGAGGGUGUGCGGGAUGAGCGGAGGGAAGAGGAGGAGAGGGUUAAGCGCGAGACGGAGGAGAGGCUGGCUAGGUUUAGGGAGGCGCAGAAGAAGAGUGUUUCUGGUCCUUCUGUGUCAGCUGAUGGUGGAGAUGAUGGCGAAGGGGAAGUGGUUGCGGAUGAUGCUAAGAACGAUGAUGGCGGUGUCGGUGUUGAAGAUCCCGUCGGGUGGGCCGGCGUGGGAAAGAAGCGGAAGAGGGAUAAGGAGAGUAAGAGUAUUGUUAAAGGCGUAAAGAGGAGGGUUAGUGUGCAUGAGAAGGAUCCCAAGGCAACAGCUGUAACGGAGACGGUAAAGACGCGGGAUGAAGGGAAGGUGAAGACUACGCCGGCUACGAACACGAACCCUGAGGCGAAAUCUUCGACGACAGCCAACCAGACUAAACCACCAGCGCUGAAAGCGGACCAAGAGAAGGCUAAGCCGAGCUUGGGCUUGGUGGAUUACGGUUCUGAUGAUGAUGAUGAUGACUGAUUCGCUUUGGCUUGAGGAGAGUUUCGAGCCUCGUAAAUGAUGGACCGGCUUACUACUUGCUGAUGUCCCUUCAAAGCUUUAACUUUGCUAGACGAUUGGACUUCGAGCCUGUUGACUUCGAAAGGGGCUAUUGACAAUGAGGACAGUGCUAUAUGGUCCUGAGAUGUUACCUAGUCGAGUAAGUUUCACUACUAUUGAACCUUGUAUUUCAUCUCACAGGAACGUAGCACGGAUAUCCACACAGCUAUCAGGUUCUGCGAGCCACCUUCAAGGUGACGUUUGACGAAAUAGGGGGUUACAUGCCACAGGUGUA
This is a messenger RNA of Annulohypoxylon truncatum, 1341 nucleotides long. RefSeq lists its product as uncharacterized. Gene Ontology annotation, cellular component: nucleus. Lineage: Eukaryota; Fungi; Ascomycota; Sordariomycetes; Xylariales; Hypoxylaceae. The transcript has 2 exons. The record is from RefSeq and is a predicted model, not a curated record. Bases 150 to 1028 code for a protein of 292 amino acids.